CUCUGGCUCGCUUCGCCUCUACUCUCCUUUCCCGACUGACGUUGGACAACAAAGAUGGCUGCAGGAACCAGCAAUUAUUGGGAAGAUCUCAGGAAACAAGCUCGACAGCUGGAAAAUGAACUUGACCUGAAACUAGUUUCCUUCAGUAAACUAUGUACAAGUUACAGUCAUAGCAGUGCCCGAGAUGGAAGACGCGACAGGUAUAGCUCUGACACAACACCCCUUUUAAAUGGAUCAAGCCAAGACAGAAUGUUUGAAACAAUGGCAAUUGAGAUUGAACAGCUUUUGGCAAGGCUUACAGGAGUAAAUGAUAAAAUGGCAGAAUAUACCAACAGUGCAGGUGUCCCAUCUUUGAAUGCAGCACUGAUGCAUACAUUACAGAGACAUAGAGAUAUAUUGCAGGAUUAUACACAUGAAUUCCAUAAAACCAAAGCAAACUUCGUGGCAAUACGGGAAAGGGAGAAUCUCAUGGGAUCAGUACGAAAGGAUAUUGAGUCAUAUAAAAGUGGGUCUGGAGUAAACAACAGAAGAACUGAACUAUUUUUGAAAGAACAUGACCACCUUCGAAACUCAGAUCGUCUGAUAGAAGAGACAAUAAGCAUUGCUAUGGCAACAAAAGAAAAUAUGACUUCCCAGAGAGGAAUGUUGAAGUCGAUUCAGAGCAAAAUGAAUACUUUGGCCAAUCAUUUUCCUGCUGUGAACAGCCUGAUCCAGCGGAUCAAUCUGAGGAAGCGGCGAGACUCCCUCAUCCUGGGCGGUGUCAUUGGCGUCUGUACCAUCCUGUUGCUGCUGUAUGCUUUCCAUUGAUGGAACAUCUCUGGGGACUCUGGACAGCCACCACUUUCCCACCCUGAUCUGGAAUAAGGAAAAGUAGGAAGGAGAAGUUGAUUGUCCUGAUGAUUAGCCUCACCAGCAGGAUUAAUUCACGACUGAUAGCUCUGGACUCUGUCACGUGGUCAGAUUGAGCUGAAGCCACAGUUUUUCUGUGCUCUCUUUUCUAACACACAUUUCCUUCUGUUUUUAGUUUAAAAAAAAAAAGUUUUCAGUUGCUUUUGUCCUCCCAGGAGGUAAGUAAACCAAUCAGAAACAGAGUUUCUGUGCUUCAGUAAUUGUGUUGAAGGCUGAUGACAAGCCAGGUCUUAGAGCUGGACUCCUCAGAAAACCAGGUUUCUCUGUAUCCAAAGACUGCUUUCCUUUUAGCCCCCAGAUUGGGUUGUGAAUAAAAAUAGUUCUUGUCCUUUUAUUUUACACUCAUGUUGAGAAAUCACAAGUCAUUUCUUGAUAAGCUGUGCUAUAAAUUUCUACUCUGCGUCCCUGUUUUGGUAUUCAAGGAAAAUUACAUUUUUCACAGAUUCUUUGAGAUGCCAACAGGUCAACUUCAACACAGUUGAAGUUGUCUGAAACAGAAGACAAACACUGCAAAAAACCUUUUUUUCCCCUUCUUCUUUUUCUAAAUUGUAUGCACACUAGGGUUGACUGUAUUACUGGAAAAGCAUCAAGAAUAACAGGCUUUUUUUGUCAGUCAUUGUUUUGAUUUUUUGUUUAUAUCUUCCAUUGGAUUAAUAUUUCCUACUACAAGUAAAUGAAAUUUCGGUUCUACCAUGAUAAAAGUAACUAAUAGCCAGUGUCUGUCAUUGCCCCCACCAAUUCCUCAUCAUGUCAGGAUUAACCCUGAAUGAGGGGACUGCUCAGUUUUCAGUGAGAUCUGUUCAACAAGCCACAUGUAAAAAGACAUUGAUUUGUGGGGUCACCAUCCAGAUAAUUCCAUUUAUAAAUGCUCCAUGAUCUAGGAGCAAAAGUUUGAGAACUACUGCCUGAUGUAUUAGGAAUUCUGAGUUUUACGAAGACCUAUUUACUCCAAAUCUGUUUUUUCCAAACAUCCAGAGAAUGGUUUUACUGUUGAAGGUGCAUGUGACAGAAUCUCUCUCUGCACCUGUCUUCUGUCAUCUGGACAGUGACAAAAUUUUAAACCACCCACCAGAAUUCUUUUCAGGUUUAACCAUUUCUCCGUUUCUGUAAAUGUAUGACUUGUCUAACUGAACUACCACAAAUAGCUUGAAGACUUCAACAUCUGCACUCCUCACCAAGUAAGAAGGUUGCUCUUCACCAUUGGAAUUGACUCUGGUACUUCCAGUAUUGGCUUCAGACUGUGCCACAGGGAAUAAAAGGAUAUUAGCAUGUAGUUCUUAACUGCAUUACAGUGUGUAGGUGAUGACAUUCAGAUGAACUUAAUACACAGGCUGAUGGCUAUGCUAACCGCUGGUCUGGUACAGAAACUGAGAGGUUUUUCCUUCUGGUGUCUAAGUUUUAUUAUGUCCUGGGUAUGAAAGGCAUUUGAUACCUUUUUUUUUUAACUAUGGGGUUUAUUUUUCUAAAUAUGGGUUGAUCGAUCAGUUACUUGAUUGGGGAUGCCCUUAAAAGAAAGUAAGUUUUCCCAACGUGACCCUUAAAGGAUUAGAGAAGUUCAUUUAUUAAAUUCUCUGUUGGGAGAACAAAACUUGUCUCCCCUGACACUUUCUUAUUAUCUUUGAUUUUUCAAAGGGCCUUGAUUGGUGGUUGUGCCUCAGCUAGAAUUUAUGGGACUUUCGUUGCUGUAUGGUUGGCAUUUAUAAAAUCUGAAGUAUCAUAAAUAAAGUUAUUUAUUUAAUUAUACUACCAGUGUUUUUUACUGGUCUGAUUAUUUGGUACAGUCAUUAAAGCUGAUUGUGUGAGAGUAAACUGAGGACCUGAGCUAAUUUAGCUUGCUGCACUAAGCAAACACAUACUUUUGAUGGGUGAUGAGCCUUUCAGUUAGGGUUAUGCUUAAAUGAAGUAAUAGAAUUAUGUUGGUUAUUUUCUUUAUGAAAAGAAACUAGUUCUUCCAAGGAAGUUGAAAAGGCUUGGUGUAGAUGUUGGUGUCAGGUAGGUCUGUCUGACUAACCGCCCAGGGCUGCAGCCCAUAGUGAAGUGACCCAGGGCGAAUGUAGAUAGCUAGGAGAGGGCUCAUCCUCUCCUCUUACAGUUCCUUCAUUCGCGGAAACAAGCCCUGGAAUAAGGAAAUAGAAGUAUGCCAUUUACAAGAAGAGGAUUUGAAUCCCAUGA
This is a messenger RNA of Neomonachus schauinslandi (Hawaiian monk seal), 3081 nucleotides long. RefSeq names its product golgi SNAP receptor complex member 1 (gene GOSR1). The transcript has 9 exons. The record is from RefSeq and is a predicted model, not a curated record. Gene Ontology annotation, biological process: vesicle fusion; endoplasmic reticulum to Golgi vesicle-mediated transport. Gene Ontology annotation, molecular function: SNAP receptor activity. NCBI's taxonomy places the organism in Eukaryota, Metazoa, Chordata, Mammalia, Carnivora, Phocidae. Gene Ontology annotation, cellular component: Golgi membrane; cis-Golgi network; Golgi medial cisterna. The coding region runs from base 55 to 807 and encodes 250 amino acids.